Molecule: messenger RNA, 1961 nt
Organism: Drosophila arizonae
Lineage: Eukaryota; Metazoa; Arthropoda; Insecta; Diptera; Drosophilidae
Gene: mtDNA-helicase
Product: mitochondrial DNA helicase
Biological process (GO): mitochondrial DNA replication
Cellular component (GO): mitochondrion
Molecular function (GO): ATP binding; single-stranded DNA binding; 5'-3' DNA helicase activity
Source: RefSeq, a predicted model, not a curated record
ACGAGUUACCCUGUGCCAUGAGACUCGCUGGUUUAAUUAAACCACUGCGGCUGUUGCGCGUAAAUAAAACCCGAUGCCUGCUUUCGGAACAACAUUAUGCAACUAAAGCUGAACAAGAGGAAUAUGCGUUCAAUACCAAAGAGUAUUUAGAUUUUAAGAAACAACUGCGACAGCUAAACGUUUACAAUCGAGAUGGACACACGUGCCUGCAAGUCGAUUGCCGGCUAUGCGAACGUUUGCCGGCUGCUGCAAGAGCAACAGCAACGGCGUCCCGCUCACAGGGUCCAUUGGCUUAUGUAAACAAAAGAACUGGCGCUUUCAUUUGCCCAAACUGUGAUGUAAAAGUUUCGCUUACGCAUGCCUUGGAGGCUUAUCAGACAGUACCACCCUCUGGCUUUCGGCGCCUGCCCGAAAAAUCGUUGGAAUAUGCUACGCGCUUUCCGAAUCUGAUAAGCGUCACAGCCGAGGCUUGCGAAGCGCUUGGCCUGAAGGGCCUAAAGGAGACGCAGCUGAAUGCCAUUGGAGCGCAAUUUGAGCCCGAGCAAAAGCUGCUGCACUUCAGGUUACGCAAUGCGUCGCAUAAGAUAGUCGGCGAGAAGGUUCUUCAUCUAGGCGAUCGUAGCGAACAGACGUUUCAGUGCAGCUCCAGUUCGGGUCUGCUAAUCCACGGCAGCGGAAAUAAGACUAAAGCCGUGCUCGUUAGCAAUCUUCUGGACUUUAUUGUGCUGGCCACGCAGAACAUUGAAACUCACUGCAUUAUCUGCUUGCCGUAUGCCAUGCAGCAGUUGCCGCAGGAGUGCUUGCCGGGGCUGGAGCGCUUUAAGGAGCUGGUCUUUUGGCUGCACUAUGAUGCCACGCCCAGUUGGGAUGCGGCGAGCGCUUUUGCCCAAAAGAUGGAUGAGAAACGUUGCCUCUUAAUACGACCCACGGAAACCGAGCCAGCGCCGCACGUGGCUCUGAAAAAGCGCCUCAACAUUCGUCACAUAUUGGCCAAGGCGACGCCGGUGCGGCACAAGGCGAUCACCACAUUCAAUGCCCUGCGCAACGACAUUCUCAGUGAGCUGCAGAACAUCGAGAAGGUGAAUGGCGUUAAGUGGAAACGCUUUCCGGUGCUCAACAAGCUGCUCAAGGGACAUCGCAAGGGUGAGCUCACCAUAUUGACUGGGCCGACAGGCAGCGGCAAGACGACGUUUACCAGCGAAUAUUCGUUGGAUCUGGCCAUGCAGGGCGUAAGCACACUUUGGGGCUCCUUCGAGAUACGCAACACACGUCUCGCCGCAACAUUGUUGCGUCAAUUUGUGGGCUAUCCUCUGGAUGAUAAGCUACAGGAGUUUGAUCAUUGGGCCACAGAGUUUGAGCGUUUGCCGCUCUACUUUAUGACCUUUCAUGGGCAGCAGCCGCUCAAGCCAGUGCUGGAGGCGAUUGAGCAUGCCCAGUACGUGCACGAUAUUUCUCACGUGAUCAUUGAUAAUUUACAGUUUAUGAUGGGCGUUUCGUCGUAUCGCGGCGACAAGUUUUGGGAACAGGAUUCCAUUAUAGCGGCGUUUCGUGGCUUUGCCACUAAACAUAAUGUGCACGUCACGCUGGUCAUGCAUCCACGCAAAGAACGACAGGAGGAUGAGCUGACAACGAGCUCGGUCUUCGGCACCGCAAAGGCCACCCAGGAGGCGGACAAUGUCCUAAUCAUACAGGACAAGCGACUGACCGCAGUGCGAGGCAAAAAGUAUCUGCAAGUGGCCAAAAAUCGCUACAGUGGCGAUCUGGGCAUAAUGCCAAUGGAAUUCGACAAGGAUGCGCUAAGCUACUCCAGUUCAGUGCAGAGCGCCAAGCGACGACGGGAACGCGAAAAGACAUCACCAACCGAAAGUUGACCUCAGAUUAUUUACAUAAAAUGUAUUCAAGAAAGGAAAUCGUCUUCAUGUCGCGCUCUGCUUGUAGUUUUUCGUAUUUAAAAUUUUCUU